Molecule: messenger RNA, 3395 nt
Organism: Xiphias gladius (swordfish)
Lineage: Eukaryota; Metazoa; Chordata; Actinopteri; Istiophoriformes; Xiphiidae
Gene: usp16
Product: ubiquitin specific peptidase 16
Exons: 19
Coding region: 155-2704 (849 amino acids)
Biological process (GO): regulation of gene expression; regulation of cell cycle
Cellular component (GO): cytosol; nucleus
Molecular function (GO): cysteine-type deubiquitinase activity; zinc ion binding; cysteine-type endopeptidase activity
Source: RefSeq, a predicted model, not a curated record
ACUUUGUAGACCCAUUUUUCUUACCCGAGGUCUUACACUUUACUGACGUAAUCAGUACAAUAAAUUAACUAUGUCCGGAUUAGAGAAUUAUUCCGCACAAAGAAAACGAAACUGAAAACCGUGAAGGUUUUAGGCUCCGUCUGUGACAGUGAAAAUGGGAAAGAAAAGGGGGAAGGACAAGAGCUUCAGAGAGGACGAUGACAUCGACCUGACAGGUCCAUCCUGUAGGCAUAUUAAGAAGGGAACAGACCAAACUCUUCUAAAGAAACUUUAUGGGCACUCUGAUUGGACUAGUUGCCAGGAAUGUAAGCAUGAAGAAAAUAAAGAAAAUAACAGCACCACCCUGCCACAGGACUCUGAGGAGGAAAAGGAAACGGCAGCCAUAUGGAUGUGCUUGAAAUGUGGCCAUAGAGGAUGCGGACGCAACGCUGAGAACCAGCACGCCAUCAAACAUUAUGAGACUCCUCGGUCAGAUCCCCACUGCCUGGUGGUCAGCAUGGACAGCUGGAGUGUGUGGUGUUACAUAUGUGACGAUGAAGUCCAGUACUCCAGAACCGGACAUUUGGCUCAGCUUUUGACCAACCUAAAAAAGCAAACCUCUGCAGAUCCCAUAAAGAGACCACAGAAAAGAGUCAAAGAGGAAGACACCUUGUUGGAGGUUGAGCAGAAGACAGAGACUGUAAAAGCAGAGGAAAGUGAGGACAAGGAAAACAAAGAAAACAAGGACCACCAAAAGAAAAACGCCAAGAAAGAGAGUGUUGGGAAAUCGCAGAAAUCCGGCACAACUGAAGACAAAGUUGGUGUUUCGGUAAAGGGGCUGAGCAACCUGGGAAACACAUGUUUCUUUAAUGCAGUCAUUCAGAAUCUCUCUCAAACACAGCUCUUAAGACAGACUCUCAACAAAGUGACGGAAGAGGAAAGGAGUCUUAACAUUAAACCUGGUGCCUCCUCAGAUCUGGAGCCCGUUCUAGUGCAGUUAGAUCAGCCUGGAUCCCUGUCUUUGGCUAUGUGUCAACUACUCAAUGAGAUCCAGGAAUCCAAGAAGGGUGUGGUAACGCCACGGGAGUUAUUUACCCAAGUUUGUAAAAAGGCUGCCAGGUUCAAAGGAUUUCAGCAGCAAGAUAGCCAGGAGCUGCUGCGCUACCUUCUGGAUGGGAUGCGAGCCGAGGAGAUCAAAAGAGUAAGCUCAGGGAUCAUGGAGGCGUUGAAACAAUCUAGGAAAAACGCAGAUGGAGAGCAGCUGAAAACACUAGUCAAAGAGUAUGAGAAAAAUGGAUUUCCAAAAAACUUUGUUGACCAAGUUUUUGGUGGGGAAAUGACGAGCACUAUAAUGUGUCAGCAGUGUAAGACGGUUUCUGUAGUCACAGAAAUGUUUUUGGAUCUUUCCCUUCCUGUUUCUGAUGAGGCUUAUAGAAAGAAGAACCAGAAAAAACGGGUUCAGAAGACCAGUGAGUCGAGCCAGGAUGGCAGAAACAGCCCUGCUUUGACCAACGGAAAUGAUGACAUUCCCACCGGGGCUGGUAGCAAGUACCAGCAGAAGAAAGCCAAGAAGCACGCAAAGAAGCAAGCAAAGCAUCAAAAGAGGCAGAAGAAGCUUGAGGGAAGAGUUACUUUGGACAGUCUCACGUCUCCGGGCUGCACAGAGAACGAACAGACGGAUCCUUCUGCAGAUGCAAAUGAAGGGGAAAAUGCUGACAGUGAGACAUAUGAAGAAGCCCCUCUGAAUCCUGCACAAAUCAUUGCUGAUGAGCAGGGUGCAAAGAAGCUCGACACUGUCCAGGCCGAGAAGGAAAAAGACGAGGGUGAGGAUUCAGCGAUUGGCUGCGACUCAUCAGCUACGGCAUCGGUCAGCAACCGUUUUACCCUCUUAUCCGAGGGGCACAACUCAAAGGACAGCGUCGUAGAUGAAGACAAAAUAUCUGACAUGGAACAGGAAGCAGAGGAGGACACACAGCUGGCGAGUGAAAUGGAGAAAGUAACCCUGGAUGAUGCCUUCAUAGAGGACUCCGAUGCUGUGGAACAAGGCAUGGAGGCUGAAGAUGAGCCAGUUGAGGAUAAAGAGUACACUGUAGUGAAUCAGGACCCAGAGCUGGCCUUCCACACAUUGGCUACUAGAAUGGCCCCUGAGAAGCAGGAGUGCUCAGUACAGUCAUGCCUUUUUCAGUUCACCGAAGUGGAAACCCUCACGCAGAACAACAGCCUGCUGUGUGUCACCUGCAAUAAAUGGCAGGGGAACAAAGCCAAGGCUGGAGAAUCCAAGAAGAAUAUCUACACUGAUGCCUUGAAGCAAAUGCUGAUCUCCUCUCCCCCACCAGUUCUUACCCUUCAUUUGAAGAGAUUUCAACAGAAUGGAUACAGCAUUUGUAAGGUGAACAGACACGUUCAAUUCCCCUUCAUUCUGGAUCUAGCUCCUUUUUGUGCGGUUAAAUGCAAGAACGUGACGGAGGGAGAUACUCAGAUUUUGUACAGUUUGUAUGGUAUCGUAGAGCACAGUGGAACAAUGAGGUCGGGUCAUUACACGGCCUACGUGAAAGUACGACCUGAGCUCCCUACGCCCUCGUCCAACGGACUUGCAGUAGAAGGAGUUGCAGAGCCACCCAGAGGAUCCUGGUUCCAUAUCAGCGACACAAGCGUUCAGUCUGUGAGCGAGAGCAAGGUCCAGAGUUGCCAAGCCUACCUCCUCUUCUACGAGAGGAUCCUCUAGUCAAGCUGUGCCUCACUACUCAGGAAAUCCAAACAAGCCGACCUGCUGCUGCUUCAGCUCCGGUUUACCAACCGUGGCCUGUUUUGUCAGUGACUCAAACGGGGCUGUGAAAUGAAAUUAAAACGAUUAUACACAUGGGACAGUUGACAGCAUUGACAUUUUCAUCACAGCAGUGUCAUACGGUGUUUCAGCAAUUAAACGGGACAGCUGUUGGAUGUUUCUCGCACUCGUGGGAAUAUGGCAAGGUGUGAUAAUGAAAGUCAAGGUUGACGUGGAUCAGAUAGUGGAUUAGUUGAUUUAAUUUUGGGAUACAAAUCAAAUUCGGGGGAAUGCUUUGUAAAGGGAAAAAUAUUUAUAUGUCUAUUUUUUAUCAAUGUCAUGUAAUGAAGAGCUGCAAAAAAACGAUUAAAGUUUCUCGUGGCUCGUGUUAUGACUUCCCGACUCGCACUGAGCGUGCGCAGAAAAUUCAAGCGGCGUUUCCUGGUCCAAAUUGUCACAUGACGGGAGGAAAGUCAGGCUCCGGAUGGCUAGAGUCAUCUCUACCCGAACUUUACAAAUGGCAGUGUUAUCCAGCUGACAUGGCAGGUGACCGUGGAGGGGUUUGAACCUUUGCUUCAAUUUGCCUACACAUCAAAGCUGCUCUUUACCAAAGAAAACAUUCACGCCAUUCACAGCAGUGCUGAGUUUUUAG